UGACCAUUUCUCAUCUCAUUACACAUUUCCACUGAAGCUUCUGCUGACCUGCUGACCCACUUAGCAAUUUUUUUUCCGUUAAUUUGUCACUAUUGUGAACUCUUUCCAGUUUCUUUAUACCGACUUUUCGAUCAAACAUCACCAGACCUUCUUUUUUUCAUCUAAGCAUUUCAUCAAACAUCUGGUGGGCACUUCUUGAAUCCAGUCAAGUCAUCAUCUUGAUCGGUUUUUUGUUCCUGUUCACUUCAAAUUUGUGAUCUUGUAAUACCCUUUAUACUAACCUUUCAAUCAAACAUCACCGGACCCUCAUUUCUCACCUCAACAUUUCAUCAAACACCUGGGGGGCACCUUAUUUUCUUACUUAAAUCCAGUAAAAUCGUCUUCUUGAACCUUGAUUUAAUGAAAGGGGAAUCAAAGACUUACUUCCGGUUGAACACCGGCGCCAAGAUUCCGGCGAUCGGGCUCGGAACAUGGCAAAGCGGCGGUGGGUUUUGUGUAGAAGCUGUGAAAACAGCGAUCUCAGUAGGUUACCGUCACAUCGAUUGUGCACAUCUGUACGGAAACGAAGCUGAAGUUGGGGAAGCGCUAGCUGAACUUUUCAAGAACAAUUCAGUAAAAAGAGAGGAUAUUUUCUUGACAUCAAAGUAUCAUUGUACAACAAAUUCAGUAAAUAAGCUGGAGAAUUAUGUUAGGGUGUCUCUUAAGAAUCUUGGGGUGUCAUAUUUGGAUCUUUACUUGAUGCAUAGGCCUGAAAGUUCUGCACUUGGUGAUGCGACUGACCCGCCUGCGAAUUCGGGUAGCGAAUACAGGCAGAUUUGGAGUAAGUUGAAUUCAACAUGGAAGUCUAUGGAAAGGUUGGUUGAAUUGGGCCUUGUUCGGGCUAUCGGGUUGAGUAAUUUCGAUAUACCACAGAUCAGAGAAGUGCUUAAGUUUGCUAAGAUUGUGCCUGCAGUUAAUCAGUUGGAGUUGCAUCCGUUUUGGAGGCAAGACGAGCUUGUGAAGUUUUGUCAAUCAAAAUCAAUCCAUGUAUCCGCUCACACGCCAUUAGGUGUACCGAAUUGUAAUCCCACAACAUCUGAAAACGGAUCAAGCGAGCAGUGUGAGCCGGAAACCCCCAAUUUGUCUCUGAGACGGUCAAGAUCCGUGCACGCCCCUAUGCUAAAGCUCAGAGACGUCGCAGAUAUAGCAGACAGACAUAACAAGACUCCUGAACAGGUUAUUUUAAGGUGGGGUCUUCAAAGGGGGACGAGUGUACUACCAGCGAGCGUCAAUCCAGAGAGAAUAAAGCAGAACUUCAAUAUAUUCAACUGGAGUUUGUCAGACAAUGAAUACAAGCGGUUAAAUCAGUUAGAACCGCAAGUAUGUCUAUUUGGAAGCUGGCCUUUAGAUGGUGGUAUUUCUGAGAAUGGGGGCUCUGUUUCCGGAAGGGGCCCGCUACAAGCCGUUCAUGAAACGGAGGACGACAACUUUUGAGUUUUGACGCAUGUUUAUGUUGUAAAGACGGUAUUGGUUAUCGUGUUGUGUAUGAUGUAAUGCUACUGUAGAAUAUUUUGGCUUUUGAUGACAUGUUUUCUAGGAUUGAUGUGUUUGGUUUCAAGAACUUUGUGAUGUAAUUGUGUGAUGUAUGACUUCGUAUCUAAUUGUUACUCGGGUUAUCUAAUUA
This is a messenger RNA of Helianthus annuus (common sunflower), 1663 nucleotides long. RefSeq names its product NADPH-dependent aldo-keto reductase, chloroplastic. Gene Ontology annotation, molecular function: aldose reductase (NADPH) activity. The coding region runs from base 400 to 1473 and encodes 357 amino acids. The record is from RefSeq and is a predicted model, not a curated record. NCBI's taxonomy places the organism in Eukaryota, Viridiplantae, Streptophyta, Magnoliopsida, Asterales, Asteraceae. The transcript has 3 exons. Gene Ontology annotation, cellular component: cytosol.